CUAGUGCAUGUUGUUUUAUGUAACUUGGUCUACAUGUUUAUACUAUUAUAAGAAAGCUUAAAUGAUUAAGGGUGCAAACUUGGAAAAAUCAGAAAAAGUUUUUCAAUCCCAGCAUUCCCCAACUAGCAUGGUUGGCUGGGGAAUGUGAAGAGCUAUAGGACAUUUCUCUGCCUAAAAAAUGCUUUUCUGUCUAAAAUACUUUCCUUGAUCUACAGAUUUCACUCUAGUUGGGUUCCCAGCAAUUCUAACAGUUGUUUUGUAUUCACUUUCUGUUUGGAACAAGAAAAAUAAAUGGACAUUAAAACUCGACUUGGAAGAAUUUGAUCGAAGUCUUCUGUUCAUUUUUAAGCAGUUGCACUAGGUCGUAAUCAGCCCCUGAAAAAGGAAAAACCAAAAUGGAAAAGUGAUUAUCCGAUGACAGAUGGACAGCUGCGGAGCAAGAGAGAUGAAUUUUGGGACACAGCACCUGCUUUUGAAGGCCGCAAGGAAAUCUGGGAUGCCCUGAAGGCUGCAGCACAUGCGUUUGAGAACAAUGAUCAUGAGUUGGCACAAGCAAUCAUCGAUGGUGCAAGCAUAACAUUACCCCAUGGUGCUCUUACGGAGUGCUAUGAUGAACUGGGAAACAGAUACCAGCUUCCUGUCUACUGCCUUGCCCCGCCCAUCAACAUGAUAGAAGAGAAGGGCGACUUAGAGACCCUGGACAUUCCUGAUCCGCCACCUAACUCUGGUCACGAAUGCCAGCUUCGUUUACGCCUCUCAACAGGCAAAGACCUCAGACUUGUGGUCCGCAGUAUGGACACUGUCUAUCACAUGAAGAGAAGACUGCACACAGUAGAGGGUGUGGAGCCCGGCAGUCAGCGGUGGUUCUUUUCCGGCAGGCCACUGGCAGACAAAAUGAAACUGGAGGAGCUAAAAAUACCAAGGGACUAUGUGGUGCAAGUCAUUGUAAGCCAGCCCUUAACAAGCCCCACCCCGGUGGAGAACUGACUUGGCCUGUAUGCCUCUUCUUUCCCUUUCCUGCUGUUCUAUCAUGAGGGAUUUUUUUUCACUGUUUUCAUUCUCCCAUGCUGAUGGAUUGGUUCCAAACAUUGACCAGCAAAAAUUCCAUCUGUGAUGGAGCUUUAAGGAAACACACACACUCUCUCCUGAACUACCCCUGAAGACUUUGCUCAAUUUAGUAUUUCUUAACACCCCAGUAAGAAACUCUUAACUAAGUUAAAAUGAAAAAAAUGUGUGUGAGAGAGACCAGGCCUGCAGUUAAAAGAAGAUAAAGCUGAAACUGUGCUUUGAACUGUAAGUGAAGUAUUGAUCCAUGAAGGGGAAAAGCACUUUUCAAAGGAUUAAACCAAAUUGAAGUAUUUCAUGAAAUCGGCAUCACUUACAGUUCCACCAAUCAGUGUAGUCAGGCUGGUAAAUCUACGGUGCUGUGAUAUUGGGAGGGGUUGUUUCUGUUACGGUUUUGCUUACUGGCUCAAUAAGGCUGCUACAUAAAGGGACUGGGAUAGGCUUUGAGGUGCACUCAGAAAAUAGUAUGAUUGAUCCCAAAUUCAGGUUUUAGAAACAGGUUAUAGUACAUUCCAGGUUAGCAGCAAAUCAUGAUUUGUCAUUGUUGGCUACAGUAUGUAGUAAAUACUGCCUUCAGGAAAAAAAAGGCAAUAAUUUGGUAAAUCAUAGGGUUUAAACCCUAAAUCCAUGCAUUUUAUUGAAUUGCUUGUGUACUGUAAAGCUCCUGGCUACAAGAAAACUUGUUCUUUGAUUUACUAGCACCAGAAAUGGGUCAUUGCUAGGUCUAGUUAAAAACUCAGUUAUUGAAGGAAUACCAGGCUGAGAGACAAAAACAAAAAAAGUACAGGGCCUCUAUCACUUGGUAUGUUUCCCUCUAAUGAAUUAACCCAAGAUAGUGAUCUUAAAACCCUUUUAUGGAUAGCAAUGGCUAUGAACAAGCUCAGGAACCUUUCAGAAUCAUACACAUCUUUAAGGUAUAGGUAUACAACUUGCUUCAUAGCAUCUGUUACUCCUUUCCCCUGACUUUUAUAUCUGCUUGCCAGUUAAACUAGUGUGUGCACACACAUGCACACACACAUCUUCCAUUAGAAACACACAUGGCAGGAAGGAUUGAAAAUAUACUCCCUGGAAGGUGACACUAUUGUAGGCUGUCUAAUUACUUGAUCUUUACAUUUCACCAUUGCAGCUUUCAAUACAUUUCAUAGUCUGCAUUUGGGGAAAGUGGAUCCACUAGGCUGGUGAAAAACAGUACACAUCCCAGGAACUUCUAAGCAGGAUGGCAUUUUUAAGCACUCUUUAUCUUCCCUGCCAUGGGUUUAGUUGCACUUCUUCACACUCGUGCAUCCAACAUGUCAUUUAAUUGGAGCUUCAAAGUGACCUUGGCAAUAUCAUACAUGCUCACAUUUUCCCUUCAGAAUGUGAAAGCAAGCUGUAUAUCAGAGGAGCAGGUCCUCUGGACAAAAUUGCUAGUGAUCCUACAUAGAACAAUAGCCAAUUUAAAUUUGGGUGAUUGACACUACUCAAAUCUGUCAAAGCAAUGGGCACCCUUUUUACAGAAAUACAUUUGCCUUUCUUAUAAGAGUUUGAACUUUUGAUGAAUUUCUCUCCUUGUUUUUGAUAGACCAUAUUCCUGUUAGCAACAUUAUUAUUAAUUUUCCACUGUUAAGCUUUUACUAACAUUCUCACCAGGCACCAGAUCUGCUUGUCUUUUUGCAUGUGACCCUCUUCAAGUUUUAUAAGGGAGAAAUUAUUCUGAUCCAUGGAGAACAGGAUCUAAGAUGAGCAUCUCCUUUUUGCAGUGAGCAAGUGUCCUAUAACUAACCUAACCUAACCCUAAACUUACUUAGAUUAUCUUGCUGUGACAGCUAAGAACUGGAAUGAUAAAGCUUAUAGGGUUUUCAAUGUAGAUUAGAUUUGAAGGAGUUUCAAAAGGGAACCAUGAUGGGUUUUAUUCUCUAAUUUGUUUUAAUCCCUUUUGAGGAAACCAGAUUUCACAUUUGGUAUCACUUGUCACAUAUAGUCAUCAGAACUACAGCUCUCCUCUAGGCACUGUCUACUACUGCCUAAUCUUUAGUUCAGUCUCAGGACGAAGAAUACUUAAAAUGCUAUGGCAACAACAUAAAGCAAACGAGUUUCUCUUUUCCAGGUACUGACUCAUUCUCCCACUUUCCCUAUAUUCAGUGGCACUAAUAUUCAGAGCAAGCACUUCAUAAUGAAGUGCAAAUUGACACAGAUCCUACACUGGUCACAAAGGGUGCAUGUUGACUUAACAUUGAGAUAUUUAAGGUAGAAUCUAAAUGUGUUCCAGCUCUUUUCAAAAUCACCCCACAUGCAAUCAACGUCAAAAGAGUACGAGCUUACUGCACAAAACUCUUGACAGUUUUCCUAUUGGGGAUAUUGGCUAGAUUUUCGUUUACUCCAUCUGUGUCUGGUGUAGUUCCUUUUCCUUUCUGUGGACAAAACAGGCAAGCCACUGCCACCGCAUAUCAGAGGAAGCAAGUCCUGCAAGAUAAAGCAUACAUCCAGUCCUUUUUUCUUUUUCUAUGUUAGGAAAAGAGACAAAGAUAAUUACAGCUGCUAAGGAUCAAUCAAGGUAUAUGCAGGCUAAUGACUUUUAAAACAGCUUCUGCCUCUUUUAGAAUGUGUUCUCCAAGAUCAUUUAGACCAUUUUCAGACCAUGUUUCUUGAUGACAAAGAAAGCCGCAGUGGGGGAGGUGGGCUCGUCAAGAUGCCCUCCAUGGAGCCUCUUGGAGGGUAAGGACAGGCCUUCCACUGCUCCUUGUUGUCAUUGGCAACAGACUGGGAAGAAGAGAACUGGGAAAUGAGUGACGUGCAUUUCAAGGAGAUGCUUGCUCUUGUCACGCGUAACAAGAGGUCAGGUAAGAAAGGAGCACUGACUUCCACCUCUCCUCUUCCUUCGGUGCUGGGGAUGGAUGUCCCGUCAUCUCUGUUACCCAGAUGGGCCCUUGACUGCUGCUUCAGGAUGCCAUCCCAGAGCACUGGCCACACUUGAUCUUAAUAGUCUUUCCACAUGCAUUUUAGAGAUUUGGCAAAGAAUUAGGCCAUUGGUAAAACACUCUGUAGCAAAUGCAUUGUUCUUAAAGAGGAGUUGCAGGAUGACAUUUGGAGAGCUGCUCUCUUCCCUCCCGGCCCCCUCAUCCCAUGGCUCUUCUGAAUGCAGUGAGAAAGUCUGCCUGACAGAAUUGAGCUCAUUCUUUAAUGCAGUGAUAAUCUCCUGUACUAUUUACAUGUAUGUGUUAAUAUAUAUGAAGGAAUAAAAACGUGCAAUUAGAUCACAUCUUUUAAAAUGAAUAUGCAGUGGGAGAAAGGGAGCUCUCAUCCCACUCUUGCAAUUAGAAUGGGAUAGCUUGGAAGGAAAAGUUUUGUAUUCCUGCAUUCAGAAUGGCAGUAAAGAUUUGGCCAGCAGGAAUGAAGGGCCAACUUUGAACUAGUGUGUAAAUGUACGUGCAUGGUAAACGUAUAUACCUCCUCCUUGCACUGAUGGUAAGCACUCAAGGACUGCUGUCCUUUAUAGGCAAGGUGAUCAGAGCUCACUUUGGGAGCUCUGACUCUACACAAAAAAAAAUCUCAUGGAUGAAUAGUUUUUACUUUGAUUGGAAAGUGCAUGCAUCUCAGAACAAAGCAGGAAUCUUCCUCCUCCUGUUUAUCACUCUUGAAAGAAAUCAUUUUAAGGGUGAACUUGAUUAUAGGUUAUGAAUAUGUCGCUAGGGAUCUGCACCCCUCACCCCCUCACACAGGAGUUAGGCUGAGCAAGCCAGCACUGUUCAUCUCUACCCCCAAGCAAUUUCAUUCAUUACUUUUAACAGAAGAUCAAUUCGAACAAGCACUGUUAAGUGCAUUUGAAGUCUAUCAGUACAUAGACUGGAGUCUGAUCCAUUGCCUGCCUGCCCACCGGCCUGCCCUCUCCCGACCUAGAAGCUGAGCUGCCUUCCUCUCCCCCACCUGCUUCAGUCCAGUGUAUAUCAGGGAGAUGCAUUAUGAAGACAGAACACUUGACUUUGAGCUAUCAAGAGCAAACAAGCAAGCAGUAACAGGACAGAUACAAUGCAUUUCUGCGUCACUUCCAAUUAGCAUGCUUCCCUUUGCUAGUGAAUUAUAUCUACAAACAUGUGGUGGUGGCAGGUCUGCUGAGCAGAGAGCUUUGGUUUUCACACUUGUUAUUGCAAAGGUGUCACUAGUACAUGACCCAGGAGUAAUGGACUGUCUGUAAUCUGCUUGUCCUGGAAUAGCUUGAAAGGCGAAAGGACAGUAGCACUGUUUGUACUGCUUUGUGUAAAAAGAAAGAAAGAAAAUGAAUGACUGAAUGGAGACAAAAAAAUGCUCACUGUACUUCACCCUAUUUGGAAAAAGGACGAUGUGAUCAGAAUGUUGAUCCACUGGCAUAAGCAUCAAAGAUGCUUUCACCCUUCUAUCCAAAACGUUUGUCUAUGAGAUUCUGAAAAUGUUCCUAUUAAGACCUGUCUUUAUAAUUCCCUGGAUCUUUAAAGGGGCAUUUUAAGGAAAUUAUGUGUUGUGAAAUUGCAGUGUAAUAAACCAGGUUUUAAGAUUAUCUUGAUGGGAAACAUAAUAUCCCUUACUUUUCUUAAUAUGAUAGUUUCACAAUUCAUUUUACAAAAAUCAUUAGGAUUUUUUAUUGAUGUGAUAGAGCAAUAUAUUCAGCUGUAUAUAUUCAGCACAAUAUUUGAUAAAACAGGAUAAAUGUCACUGACAAAAUGAGGAAAUUGUCUUGCAUAUAAGUGCAUUAUUCCUUAGGGAGAAAAUAUAAUAACAAAAACAUACCUAUUAGGCUAAUGCAGUUUUGUCCUGUUUUUAAAAAAUCACUUCAGCACUGCAAGCAUUAACAUAUCAUCUCUUAAUUUGUCUCUAUCAUGUUUGAAAUUGAUUUGUUAUAGUUAUGCAUAUCAGAAGCCUGAAAUGAUCUGGCUUUCUAACAAAGAGUUCUCUGGUUUUCUUUAUAUGAUCUUGCCUGCCUAGGUGGUAUUUGUUUAAGAAUGCAGGGAGCUUUCUGUGGCUGCAGUUUCUUCAGAGCUCAGGCAAUAAUAAUUGGCAAUAAUAAUCCAACUCUGAUGUACUUUAUUUGCAGCCUUUUCCCCAAAUGUGUUUAAUGUAAGAACACCCAACAGUAGGUAAGAAAUACUACAAAUGCUUUACUAAAUUUAGACAGAAGUAAACUGCCUUUUCAACAGAAGUUUAUUCAAAACCGGGGGAAUUUGCAACUGAAACACUGGCAACUUCACAGUUCUUUUGUCUAGAACUACUUUGGCUGAUUUUAAAACAUUUGGUGACAACAAAGUGUGCUUAAUUCAGCCAUUUUUUCUCUUCUCUCUACGUAGUUUCUGGUUCAAUUAUAUGGAGCCCAGGAGAACAGACUCCAGGGCUGUAACUCCCCUUUUGGGAGAGGAGUGUACAGUGAUGCAUGUCAGCAAGCUUAUUAAUUACUAAUACUAUAAAGUUUGUUUUUGUUUAAGCACAGUUGGCUGCAUUAUGAAGCCUGAACCCAGCUGGCAUUCAGAAUCCAUGAAGAAGUGGAUGAGACUAUGUAUUGGAUAUUUCUGGGUAUUGUGCAAAUGAUCUGUGGAUCAAACCAUGUUGUGAAAUAGACAGUGCAUGCAGGAUCAUUUUCAUUGGGGAUAGAAGACUUUAUCUUUUAAUUCUCCCUUUUCUGGCAAUUGGAUCCAGCCAAAGAUGGGAGACAACUUCAAGGGUUUGUGUUUGUUUGUCGUUUUGUUUUCUAAACACAGUUUGCUGGGGCUUUAACUGAAAUAAUGAAAUGGCCUUCUGCCGAGGGCCUUACUGGUGCCUCUCUUCUCCAUGUCCUGGGAAUGUCUAGAAACUGGAGAUCGCCUUUUGAGCAAUGUCUGCAGUUGUGCACUAGGCAGCUGGAGGUGUGUAAUGACCCUCUUCUCCAAUGUGAUGAGCGAAGGACAUGGGUUUAAUGUCCUAUUUGCCUCAUGGUAGUGGCUUCCAAAGAUGGCUGGUACCAUCAAUUUGUAUUUCUUAAAUAAAAUAUCUUCUCUUUUCUGGUAAAAAAAUUUUGUACAGUGUUUGUUGUGUGCCAUGUAUCAAAGAAGCAUUCAUUGUUACAUAAGUGGCUGGUAAUUUGGUACUGAUACAAAGAAACACAGUUUCAAUAGCUAAACAGGGAAAUCGGAUGAGGGGACUUACCAUGAUGUUACCCUUUUUCCCCUGUAACUUUUAUAAAAUUAAGGCAUCUUCUACACGUACACACAGGUUGUGUGAAGCUUUUUUUACAGGCUCCUUCAGCCAAAGGACAAAUCCUUAUCCUGUUUGGAAUUUUAGUGGACAUUUGGUUAACCUUCUCAAGGUGCACUAUAUAUUUAUGCUGUACCUCUGUUAUGCUGACACUGCAGUAGUUUGUGCAGACAUUUUAAAAUCUAUAGUAAAGCACAAGUCAGUUCUUUGUGAACACCUAAAUGAAGUAAGGGUUUCUAAAUGAAGCAACAUGAUUUCCUGAAGUCAGAAAUGUGCUGUAUAGCGAACGCUAUGUAUUAAACUGAAAGGAAAAAUAAAACCACUUCUGGUUAUUUUUCUGCUUUUAAAAAUAAAACUGGUACUGGAAAUGCCUUGCCUUAAAA
Molecule: messenger RNA, 7622 nt
Organism: Varanus komodoensis (Komodo dragon)
Lineage: Eukaryota; Metazoa; Chordata; Lepidosauria; Squamata; Varanidae
Gene: UBTD2
Product: ubiquitin domain containing 2
Exons: 3
Coding region: 415-987 (190 amino acids)
Molecular function (GO): protein binding
Source: RefSeq, a predicted model, not a curated record